This is a messenger RNA of Hibiscus syriacus, 429 nucleotides long. Its product is annotated as CRIB domain-containing protein RIC10-like. Lineage: Eukaryota; Viridiplantae; Streptophyta; Magnoliopsida; Malvales; Malvaceae. The record is from RefSeq and is a predicted model, not a curated record. The coding region runs from base 1 to 429 and encodes 142 amino acids. The transcript is spliced from 3 exons.
AUGUCUGGCAAGAUCAAAGGCAUCUACAAAGGUUUCAAGUCCAUUUCCCACAUCUUUGCCGUGAAGGAGCGAGAAAUGGAAAUUGGGAACCCCACAGAUAUUAAACAUGUGGCACACAUUGGUUGUGAUCACUCUUCCACCAUUGCUCCCAGUUGGAUGAAUGAAUUCAAGACUGGUCCCGGUGAAACAACAAAAUCAACCGGGAAAACCAGAGUUUCUCAUCCUACAACUCUUUCAACACCCUCCUCUCAUCAAUCAAUGGAGUCUAAAGCAACCAUAGAGAUGAAGAGAAACCGGUCUUGCAUGGAUCUUCCCAAUGUUACGAUGAAACGAAAAAGAAGAAAGAAGAGCACUUCCAUUGCCGAGUCUUCUUCCACGAAAUCUCAACGACGAUUAUCGAAGACGAAUGCAACAUCCUUGGAAAUAUAG